This is a messenger RNA of Dentiscutata heterogama, 167 nucleotides long. The record is from the annotation of a GenBank genome assembly. Lineage: Eukaryota; Fungi; Glomeromycota; Glomeromycetes; Diversisporales; Gigasporaceae.
UUCUAAGUCUUGGAUUAAGGACCUGGCUCUAAGUCCUGGACUUAAAGACUUGAUUCUAAAUCCUGAACUUAGAAGCCUUGUUCAUAAGUCCAAAUCUAGAACUUUAGAAGAUACUAUAGAUGUUCUAAUUAUUUUAAAAAAAUACUUGUAUAACAGAAAACAAACUU